Messenger RNA from Ornithodoros turicata, 2687 nucleotides. RefSeq lists its product as uncharacterized. Bases 837 to 1220 code for a protein of 127 amino acids. NCBI's taxonomy places the organism in Eukaryota, Metazoa, Arthropoda, Arachnida, Ixodida, Argasidae. The record is from RefSeq and is a predicted model, not a curated record. The transcript has 4 exons.
GGAACAGUCCGCUCUCCAAACAUCAACUCGUAGAUAUCUGUUUAAUCGGGUAGUUUAUUCCUCUCGAUUUACCGAAUAAGCGCUUCAUUUUUCGACGACUCGAGCUCUAUAAUUUAUUAUCGGAAUCAUUGCAGUCCACACGGCUUGAAAUUCGCGCCAAGAGAGACGUAUGCGUGACGGUCACGGUGGUGCGGCAUUCGCCAAUAGACGGUUUCAAAAAGAUGCGCGCGCCACCAAGCGCGCGUGCAAAGCAGCAUGGGAACUUUGAGGGACAACGCCCUGUCGUCUGCUUCGGUUAUGGUUUACCCCGGCAGACGCUUCCGCUGCGCACACCGGGAUUGUUGUUGUUGUUCUUCUACCUCCGCCUCUGGUCGUCUCGAAAUGCUGUAGGACGCUCUUAGUUCCCAUGAGCCCUUGCGUGCCACAAGUGGCGCUUGCGAUCCCAGUGAAGGUUUUUCUGAGGGAUCUCAGGCGGUUGCUAUUUUGUGGUCUAUUUUUGAAGCGUGAUGUGGGCAAGCUAACGCUUGUCCCACCCUAGAGUUGGCGAUACAAGGUCUAUCGGAGCUAUUCACCUACGUCACUGAAAUGAUGCAUGCUGGUACCGGUCGCCAUUUUGUGGUACCAUCGCCGCUCUGCUGCGUACUUUCUCAAGGCUGACGCUGUGAUUUUUACACGCAGAAUCUUUCCACAUGGGAUUUUGUGACAUUAUCGGGUGCAGUAGUCUCACUCAGAUGAAGAAGCUGAAGGCUAGGAGCAAUCAGCCAGACCCUCACUCCUUCAACAUGCCGAACUAAACGAGUGAAAAGACACGGGAGUUCUCAAAGGCGCUGCCGUGAAUGGUUGUCACGCAUAAACAACAAGACCUCGGUCCAGACUUGGACAAGUACAAUGUUUGUUCACGGCACUUCAUCUCAGGAUCUCCGUCACAACUCUUGGACGAAUGCAACCCUGAUUGGGCACCUUGCCUGCACUUAGGCUAUGACAGCAGAGGUGGUACCACUAAUGGAAGCCGCUACAAAAGGCUCAAGCAGCGUCAGUCGGCUGUAGGCACAACUGCCACGGACGCAACAUCGGGUUCAGUGUCAUCGAUUCUAGCCUCACCAGAGCCUUUUGAUGCUGAUGCCCUUUCUGAUGACAUGCCAAGUACGAGUACAAAGGUAUAUGCCCCUGAGCACCUGCAUUGUGGUCACUGUAUUUCACUAACAUUGGACAUUGACUAAAGUGACCAUAUUUUCAGGAUCCUUGAAGUGACAACCACAGUGUAUGUGCGCGUGUGCUGGGUACAAUACUAGGACGUAGUACGUGCUGGGAUGCCAAACUGGAUUGACAUGUGCUGACAUCACAAGGAUGGAAGAAGAGCUUGUGCACCACAGUGCAGAAACUUGCCAGCUUAGAGACACAGUAAAGGCAACGAAAUUCACAGGGGAGGCACUGCAAAGUGACGCAACAAAGUGUCUUUGUACACUGAACUACCGUCAUUUCUGGCCCUCAUGCAAGUGUUCAAUAUUUUGGAACAGCAUGUGCAGCAUACCUGUGCCAACACCUUAACAAGUUUUGAAGAAAUUCCUCAUGCGCCUAAGACUACGGAUUUGUAUGCAAGGGUUCUCUUUACAUUCCACCAUUCAGGGGAAAGCGUCCAUUGAGUGCCAAUGAAGUUGAGCACACGAAACAGCUGGCAAACGUCCGGAUCCAUGUUGAAAGAGUGAUCGGACUGGUUAGGAACAAGUACAUGAUUUUGAAACGUUGUCGACCGGUUCAGCUAUUGAGGGCAUCUAAGGAUGGUAAAUCACCAAUCGACAAAAUUGCUGUCGUGUGCUGUGCGACGAAUCUCUAACUCAGUGGUGCCUAGAGAUUAAUCUGGAUAUUGUUGCUCAUACUCUCAAAUCUUGCUAGCUGGACACACAAUUUGCGACUGUUUUGCUUGGAAAUAAUUAUGCGGUGAUGAAUACAACAGGAGCGUACUGAGUAAAGCUGUUGAAUUCGACAUGCCAACGUAAGUGGGAAACGCUGCGUCAGCCUUUUGGGCUUGAAGAGGAAGUGAAUGUCCAAAUUGCACAGUUACUUCCUUUCUUAGACAUCACCAACGGCUGACCAUGUCAUCAUUCGGUAGUGACGGUCACACAGAACAUGUGAAAAUAGGGUGGCUGGUCGUAAAAUAGUUAGCUGGCAUAACAUUCAGGUUUAACUCUAGAAUGGUAAGGAUCCAUAACCCUAGCCGGUUCCACAUUGAAAACGUGGAAUUUGCAAUAUAGAAAAGAGUGGAAAGUUGAAGUUGAAAUUCUGACGUCAGCACCUUUUUCCCGAGUGGUUCGAAUGAGUGCUAUUCUUAUUUUGACGUUAACAGACUUGUCUUGUAACGAUAUGCUGUCUUGAAUGAAAACAACUCUAUGUGUGAUGAAAUGGUUUUUAUGAUUUGGCACCAAUAAAGUCUGCAUUACCAACAUAUCGUACAUAUUCGCCAUUGACUUAAUGCAUGAUGCAUAAUACACUCAAAAACAUCUGCUGCAAGAUAAGGCUUUAAUCUGCACGGAGUCCUCCUAUUUUCUCUGUUGGGUGAACCACUUUUCCACCAUUUCUGAGAACAGCAUGUCUGAAGAACACUUCAGGCUUUCUUAUGGCAGCUUCAAGAAGUUGAUCAUUCCUACAAAUCCGUUGCACAGAGAUUUCAUCUUUUUUCAGAGCACAAA